AUGGCUUCACCGCUCGUCAAUCUCCCCCUGGAGAUCCGCGAUCUUGUCACCGCGAACAUCAUCUCCCAAAACCAACCACUCCUACACAACACCAGCUGCAGAAGACCUUCAAUCCCAUACAACCGAACGACCUCCACCUCCAGCACUCCAUCGACACAGCAACCCACCCUCCACUCCGAAUAUGCCCGCCUCAUGCGCAGAGCAGCCUUCACACCCAACACCAAGACCAAAGCGCUCAUCUACAACUGCGACUUCCGCGAGAUGAUCUCCUUUGUCAAAUCCCUGAGAUCGAGCGAGAUUGCCGCCGCGAAUCGCUGUCAGAGUCUGAUGUUGAACGUGAUGGUUUUUGGGCUCAGGGGCCAGAGUGGGCAGAGACUUUUGGAGUGGGUGAAGCUUUGUGAGGAAAUGGGAUUGGGGCUCGAGUAUAUGGUUCAAUGGAUGCAGUGUGAUGCGGUGCAGUUGGAGAGUCUGGAGGGGGUGCUUGGGAGGUAUCAGGAGGGGAGGAAGAUAUUGGCGGGGUUGAAGGCUGCUGUGAAGACGAGGAGGUGA
Messenger RNA from Lecanosticta acicola, 549 nucleotides. The record is from the annotation of a GenBank genome assembly. Lineage: Eukaryota; Fungi; Ascomycota; Dothideomycetes; Mycosphaerellales; Mycosphaerellaceae.